This is a messenger RNA of Aspergillus saccharolyticus JOP 1030-1, 1260 nucleotides long. RefSeq names its product proteasome regulatory particle base subunit RPN10. Gene Ontology annotation, cellular component: proteasome regulatory particle, base subcomplex; cytosol; nucleus. The transcript has 4 exons. Gene Ontology annotation, biological process: proteasome-mediated ubiquitin-dependent protein catabolic process. The record is from RefSeq and is a predicted model, not a curated record. Bases 218 to 1048 code for a protein of 276 amino acids. Gene Ontology annotation, molecular function: polyubiquitin modification-dependent protein binding. NCBI's taxonomy places the organism in Eukaryota, Fungi, Ascomycota, Eurotiomycetes, Eurotiales, Aspergillaceae.
CCUCCUCCCCGUCCCGGACCUCAGCUCCACCACCUCCAUUACCGCAGCUUCUCUCACUUCUUCAUUCUCCAUCCUACUCUGUUUCAUCUACCCACUUCACGUCCUAUCCAGUUUUUCCUACGCUCACUUUCGGCAUUUCCAGCGCCUUGCCUGAUACCUCCCCGUCACAUAUACCAAUCACAUCCGUCGUUUCCCAUAACGCCCAACCCCCGCCAAGAUGGAGGCUACCAUGAUCAUUGUGGACAACAGCGAAAGCAGCCGUAAUGGUGAUUAUACCUCGACUCGAUGGCAAGCACAGAUCGACGCCGUCAGCGUCAUCCACACGACCAAGAUGCGCGUACACCCGCAAUCCGCCGUUGGUCUGAUGAGCAUGGGAGGAAAGGGACCGGAGGUUCUGUCGACGUUCACCACGGACUUUGGUGGGAUUCUGGCUGGUCUGCACCGCACGAAGAUCGGUGGUACUGCCCACCUUAGCUCCAGUAUACAAGUGGCCAGUCUCGCCCUCAAGCACCGCUCCGAAAAGUCGCAGCGCCAGCGGAUCAUCGUGUUCUCCUGCUCGCCGAUCGAAGAAGACGAAAAGACACUGGUGAAGCUCGCCAAGAAGAUGAAGAAGAACAACGUCUCCAUCGACGUGAUCGCCUUCGGGGACCUCGAGUCCGAUCAGACCAAAAAGCUCGAGGCCUUUGUCGAGAACGUCAAGGGUGGCGACGGCUCCCACCUGGCCAUCAUCCCGCCCGGUGAUAACCUGCUGAGCGAGGAGCUCCAGGCCACGCCGAUUCUGGGCGGUGAUGGCAGCGGCGCCGGCGGCGCCGGGCCCGACGGUGGCGACGGGGGCUUCAACUUCGAGGAUGCAGCGGAGAACGACCCCGAGCUGGCCUUCGCGCUGCGGCUGUCCCUGGAGGAGGAGAAGAACCGGCAGGAGAAGGAGAAGCGGGAGCGCGAGGAGCAGGAGCGCAAGGCCAACUUGGAGGGGAUCCCCGAGGAGAGUGGGGAAGGGAGCGGAAGCAAAGACAAGAAGGAGGACGGCGACAAGAUGGACACUGCUUAAGUGGGUUCUGGAACUAAAUUUCCCAGUGGAUGACUUUUUUUCUUGUCUGAUGUGUGAUGCAUACCCGGCGUUUCCUUCUGAUGUACCUUGCGCUUCCAAUUUUGUGUCCUGUGUCUGGGUGUAAUUGUAGACCGUGCUGGUGGUAGUGUUUCUAGACCCCCCGACUUCCCAGGCCGACUCUUCCCUGGCCAACGAAAACAGGCUGCGGUAUC